UGACGCUUGUAAUAGAAGACCUUGCUGAAAAUUCGACUUGGAUUUGCCGGUGGUCAAAUUAUUCCAGGGUGUACAUAGAUAAAAGAAAAUGCUGAGAAAUGUGCUCUCAUGCACUAGCAGACGGAUCUAUACUUGUCUGUUUGUUCCAUUGAAGACAAGACACCCAGCAGCUGCCUUGCAAGUGGCUACUACACAAUCGUUCCAUACCUCUUUGGACUACAGGGAUAGAGCAAAAAGGCUGUCUGAAAGAUCGCAGGCAAAGCAUCAAGAUGUUCAGGCACAGAAAGCGGACAAAUUGAAAGACUUAAAAUUCACAACUUUAGCAGAGGAAAAUUUUGAUGCUGCGUUUCCAACAGAAGACACACCUGAUAUGAUGAUACAGGGGACGAAGUAUAAAGAUCUGCCAGUGGUCCAUAUCAAGGCUUCUGCUAAUAACUUCAGAAUCACACUAUCUUCUGCUGAAGGUAAAACAGUCAAGACUGCUACAGGGGGCUCUGUUGGUUUUAAGAACAAGAGAGAAUCUACAGCUGUUGCUGCCCAGGUUGCUACAGUGGCUAUCGCUAAGGAGGCAAAGAGAGAAGGGAUGUAUGCUGUACGUGUAGCUCUGAACGGUAUUGGAUUAGGAAGAGAGGCUGGCCUGAAAGCAUUGGUUACUGCGGGAAUUUCAGUAGUUUCAAUAACAGACGUCACCCCCACACCAUUCAAUGGCAAUAGACCACAAAAGAGAAGAUCCAUGUAACAAAGUGAAGGCAAUCUAAGAACUACAUCAUGACAUCAGCAGAAUAUGGACAGAAAAUAUUGAUGUACAACUUUAAUCGUAAUAGUUAUUUACCAUCUUAUCUCAAUUGUACAUUUUAUGUAUAAUAAACUGAAUGUUUAAAUGAA
Molecule: messenger RNA, 885 nt
Organism: Ylistrum balloti
Lineage: Eukaryota; Metazoa; Mollusca; Bivalvia; Pectinida; Pectinidae
Product: small ribosomal subunit protein uS11-like
Exons: 9
Coding region: 89-739 (216 amino acids)
Biological process (GO): translation; ribosomal small subunit assembly; maturation of SSU-rRNA from tricistronic rRNA transcript (SSU-rRNA, 5.8S rRNA, LSU-rRNA)
Cellular component (GO): ribosome; mitochondrial small ribosomal subunit
Molecular function (GO): small ribosomal subunit rRNA binding; mRNA 5'-UTR binding; structural constituent of ribosome
Source: RefSeq, a predicted model, not a curated record